AUGUCUACUCCCGAGUCACCAGCGUUUCUAGCGAAGAAACCCACAGUCGCUCCCACCUUCGACGGUGUAGAUUUCGCAGACAAUCAAGCCGUUGCAAACGCACGAGAUGCCAUCGUACGAGAACAAUGGGUCGGGUUGAUGAUGCAGAGAUUAGUUGGCGAAGAGAUGGGGAAAUGCUACUUACGUGAGGGCGUCAACCAUUUGGAAAAGUGCGGCAAAUACAGAGACCGAUACAUUCAACUCUUAAAAUCAAACAACAACAAAGGUUUCCGUGGGCAACAGCAGAACUACAUCCCCGGCGUCGAUGGUCCUUUGGGCGGAGCAGAGAUUCCUACAGACUAUCCUACUGUCCAACAAGCCAAGGGGUCAAAGGGUUCCGAUUACAGACCUGGAAACACGAGUGGACAAGGUGGAAAUACGCUGUACUAG
Exophiala spinifera is the source of this 429-nucleotide messenger RNA. RefSeq lists its product as uncharacterized. The record is from RefSeq and is a predicted model, not a curated record. Bases 1 to 429 code for a protein of 142 amino acids. Lineage: Eukaryota; Fungi; Ascomycota; Eurotiomycetes; Chaetothyriales; Herpotrichiellaceae. The transcript has 3 exons.